AUGGAAAAUUCAUCUUUUGCAGCCACCUCUGAGUUAACCCUGGAUCCAUUUUUUAUCCCACCUGGAGGAAAGUAUCCCAUAUUCUUCCUUGGUAUUGCGAUUUAUUUUUUUGCUAUCUCCUGCAACCUGACUCUGCUGACUCUGAUCGUUCUGAAGAGGAACCUCCACAAGCCCAUGUACUUCAUCCUGUUCAGUCUUCCUCUCAAUGACCUGAUAGGAAUCACAGCCAUGCUGCCAAAAGUGCUGUCAGACAUUGUCACAGAGACGCACAGGGUUUACUAUCCCCUCUGUGUUUUGCAAGCAUUCCUCCUCCACAUGUACGGAGGGGGGGUGCUCUUCAUUCUUGCAGCCAUGUCCUUUGAUCGAUAUGUUGCCAUCUGCCUGCCGCUACGAUACAGCUCCGUCAUGACCCCGAGAUCGAGGCUUCCCAGGUGCAAAUCUGUUAUCAAGAAUGUGUUCUGUGAUAACCCAUCACUCCUGAAGCUCACCUGUGGAAACACGGCUCUCAAUAACAUCAUAGGACUGUUCAACACUGCCGUCAUGCAGGCAAUCAGCGUGUCUGUCCAGGUGUUCUCUUACGUUAAAAUCCUCAUCGCCUGUCUGAGUCACAGGGGAGGGAUGGAGCUUAACAUGGGCGAGGGCGAGGUGCACCCUGGACAAUUCUCCACUUUGGCGCAGGGCCAACACAUAGUACAGACAACCAUUCACUGUCACAUUCACACCUAG
Salarias fasciatus (jewelled blenny) is the source of this 726-nucleotide messenger RNA. RefSeq names its product putative olfactory receptor 13C6. Gene Ontology annotation, molecular function: odorant binding; olfactory receptor activity. NCBI's taxonomy places the organism in Eukaryota, Metazoa, Chordata, Actinopteri, Blenniiformes, Blenniidae. Gene Ontology annotation, cellular component: membrane. The transcript has 3 exons. Gene Ontology annotation, biological process: detection of chemical stimulus involved in sensory perception of smell; G protein-coupled receptor signaling pathway. The record is from RefSeq and is a predicted model, not a curated record. Bases 1 to 726 code for a protein of 241 amino acids.